CGUCGAACAGAACGGACUCCGCACUCGCGGCACGAACUCGAGUCCAGGGUGGUGGGGUACCCGCAAUGACACCGGUGGCUCGCGUGCGAGGUCGCGAAAUCAGCGCUGUGCGGGCUCGCACAGCGAAGAAUUCGUCAAAAUGCUGUUAAACUUACCAGGUGCGCAACAUACCUCCGUCUCACACGCACGGUACUCAUUGAAAUUGACAAUGAUACUCCCGCAGCGCGGACCCACCGUCAAGUCCCUCGCGCGACGUCGUACGGGCGCUCCCAUCACCUGUCAAGUGUCUCCCGAUAGCGUGGCGCGGAGGACGGCUGCAGUCGACCGAGCUGGCAGCCUUGCCCCUCUGCAGCGGAGGGUGGGCGAUUCUCACCUUUCGGCGCUGGUGUUCCUGUCUCCCUGGUCGCGCAGAGUGGAGUUCCUGGGCACAACUUGACCUGAGUACCAGGGCACCCGCAACGACACCGGCAUCCAGAUCUCUCGCUCAGAUCUCUGCGCAGCGCCGGAUUGAGUGCAAGUCUGCGAGGUCGCGAGCACCUUUUUCGCGUGUACCGUGCUCACUCGGCCGGCAUAGAAGGACGUGGCCGUCCCGGGCAGCCGCCGCGAGCUCUCGCGCGGGCACUCCCAUCGGCUGUGGAGCAUCUCCCGGGAGCGCGGCGUGGCGGUCCGUCCCGGCCGAAGA
This is a messenger RNA of Trametes versicolor FP-101664 SS1, 682 nucleotides long. RefSeq lists its product as uncharacterized. The coding region runs from base 209 to 436 and encodes 75 amino acids. The transcript is spliced from 2 exons. The record is from RefSeq and is a predicted model, not a curated record. Lineage: Eukaryota; Fungi; Basidiomycota; Agaricomycetes; Polyporales; Polyporaceae.